AUGGCAGAACCGAGGCCAACAGCAGGUACCCCAGCAGCACCGCCCCGGAAGUUUCGCCAGGCUCAGGCCGACAGCGACUCAGACGAACAUGAAGAUGUUGAGAUUGAACUGGAGCUGCCACAGCACAAGAUCGAUGAAUUGCUGGCGCAACUCAAUGACCAGGACAGCAGCUUGAAGUUGGAGUUUCCUUUAGCCCACGUGGCCACCGUCGCCACCGUGGCCAGCGGCCAGCGGCGGCUGAGCUCGGUGGCACAGGUCUUGGGGAGUUCGCCCGCGCUGAAGGCUGCGGAGGAAUGGGAUCCCUUGGCGAAGCUUGCGCACUUCAAGGAGCUUCAGGCGCGCUACAGUGCCGUGAAGGAGCAGCGGGAGCGCGCCGAGAGCACUCAGCGCAUCCUGCAGCAGAUGCCCACGGCCGGCAGCGACGAGCCUCCCAGCGCCGGGUCGUGGGCCCCCGUGGCGGGUGCGGAGCCGGCCAUGCCCACGCCCCCGGAGUUUCCACCGGCGCAGGGCUUGCCGUUUCCCUUCUGCGGAGUGCCAGGCGUUUUAUCACCCAGGGCCAAGGCACCCCCAGAGACAGAGGGCGAUUUUACUGACGGCGCCCAUGCCUAUGACGCUGUGAAGGAGAUCUUGAAGGAGGAGGGCCCAUCCAUCCACACGCGCAUGACCAAGGCUGAUAUGCUGAUGGCUAAGGAUGGGAUGGACAUGACACUGAACCACCUGCGCACGACUGGGGCGCGAAUGAUCACCGAAGUCAAGGAACUGAACCGCAAGCUGGACGAAGCUAGCAACAUGGCCGAGAUCCGGGACUUGGCCGGCAACGACCCGGAGCUGCAGGACGAGCUCCUGGCACAACAGCGCAUGAUCCACGAACAGCAGCGCCUGGCCGACGAAGCACGAAUGGAGCUUGAAAUUGAGAAGGAGAGGACCUUCUGGCUGCGAAGAGAGAAGAUUCUGCAGCCCGAAGAGGUGGAUGAUUUCAAGUUGGAGGGGGAUCCAGUGGAGUACCCCCCCAAAGAGGCGGAGAUCCUGGGUGCCUCCCGGGCCUUGCCCAGCGGCGACUUCCCGGCCAUGCGCUACAUGACCCCCGAGCUGGCCGCAGAUGCGGCCGGAGCGUCCUCUGGGCCGAGGUCACGUUACCGGAUGGAGCUGCCAGCCUCCCGGGAAUAUCACCAGCGCGUGGCACACCAGGCCGCCACGCUGGGGUGGCCAUCCCCUGCGGAAGCCCUGCCUUUGGAGGGCGGCGGGUCUCCUUCGGACCGCAGUCCGCGCAGUCCGCGCGAAGCCCGGCGCUCGCCACGGUUCCAGGAACGGGGGACGCCCAUCAGCGAGCCGGACCCGCAACCGUCUCCCAGUCAAGCACCGCCAGAAUCACCCAGGAAUUUCUUCGCGGGCUUCGCGGAGAAGGUGGGCCAGACGCCAGAGAGCCGUGGCUUUGCCCAGCGCGGUCAACCGAGUUCGGAUGACUUCGAUUUCGAUUCCGAUGAAGGGUGGUCUGCCGUGGAUGCGCGUGGGAGGCCAUUGGCUGGGCAAUCUCUAGCUGCUGCGGCCUUCCGCAAGGGAGCGAAAGGGUUGGACGCGGAAGGGCGAAGACCCUUGGGGUUGGACAUGGUGCCACCUAUUGCAGCAUUUGCCGGAUUUCAAAGCAGGUCCGUUCAUGCAGCUGUGCAGCCACCGCCUUUCGCAGCCUUUGCUGGGGAUGGUGGCGGCGGGAUAGACUUCUUCGGCUCCUCGCAGCAGGAGCUCACGCGCUCCCCACGCAAGGCGAAGGAGGAAGAGGAGGAGGAAGAGGAAGAGGAGAGCGAAGGAUCCGAGGUUGACCUGGAUGCAGAGCCCCAGGAGUCCAGCUACUUUGGGGCCCUCCUCGGCACAUCCGCACCCAGCACGUCCAAGAGCCCGCCCUCCAUCGAUCCGCACGCGGAGUACAUGGCCGGCGCCUGCAUGGUGCGGGCGCCUGCGUUGGAAGUGCCAGACUUCAAAGGCUUUCGGAAGGAGGGCCUGAAGUCAGUGAAAGCUGCGUGCGACAUCUUGCUGAAACGGCGUCAAGAGGGUCGCCUGGGUGACCCUGAGACCGCCCGAACAGCUCUGGACUACGUGGUGGCUGUUUCCAUCAACGCACAGCCCGCCGCAGAAAAAGGGGACGCCUGGAAACACGUUGGAAUCAUCACAGAUAUCCUCCAUUUCUUCCCGCUCUGUGCGCACAUCCAUCUCUGGUCCCUAGAGGCUCUGAUGUCGCUUCUUCGCUACGAGGAGACCAACAAAGCCAACAGCCUGGCACGCCCGGUCUUUGAUUCGGUCACCAACCUCAUGUCCAUCCACCUGAAGGACACAGGUUUGAGGACGGCCACGCCCGAACUUCCCCAGCGAUUGCUGGCGUCCAUUGCCUUGUCCAUUACGCCCGACAACGUCAAGCGCCUCACCACGACGCAUGUGGAAUUUGCGUUGUCUUUGAUGAACGAGCCUGGAGUGAGCCCUUUGACGACAGAUCACGGCCUGCAGAUCGUGACGCUGGCGGCCAAGGCCCAGGUGGACCUCGGGGUGCAGGCGCGCGCCGCGCGCCUAGCGCUGCGCUGCUUCCGCGCCGAGCCGCGGUUGGUGCCGCGGGCGCUGCUGGCCUUGAGUACCCUCUACAUGGUGGCCCCCAAAAACGAGACCGCCGCUUCCAUCCUGGAGAGGGAACCCAAACCUUCGGACGAGAUUGAGGGUGAGGAUGACAUGGUUCCUGUGGGUUUUAGAGACAUCACCACCACCAUGGAUGUUUACGCCAAGGAUCGCAAAACGCAGGGAGCCGGCGCCCGCGCCCUGGAGAGCGCCCUGGCGGUGCCGGGCGUCAGCCUCGCCACGCUGGCGCGGGACGGGCUGCUGCGCAGCCUGACGCUGGCGCACCAACGCUGCCCCCAGAGCCGCUCCGUGGCGCUGUCGUUGUGCCGGGUCAUGGGGAAGGUGAUGCUCCAGGCCGAAGAGCAUCUGCCGCCCGAAGUCGGGAUCUCGGCGCUCUCCUGCGGCGCCGCGCUGCCGCGCGACGCGGAGGUGGUUGUCACAUCACUGGAAGCCGUGUACGUGUUAGCGCCAAAGCUGCGCAACCUGUGGGCGACGUCCAGCAACGCGGCAGAUCGCCUCAGCGUGCUGGCGGGCGACCUGGUCAGGUUGGGCGAGGUCAGGCACAAGGACCAGCACUGCGUGGGGAUGCUGCUGGUGAUCCUCACCACCUUGGCCAGUGAUGGACAUGGCCUGGGCUCUGGUGGCGUGGCGGGGGAGCGCUGGCGCACGGCCCUGGGCCGCGCAGCGGCGGUGGCAAUUCCGUUGCGCGUCUUCUUUGAGCACGCGGAGAAUGUGGACAUGGUGACUGCUGCUGGGAUCUGUUUGCGCUGCAUGACCUACGGCUCGGAGGAAACCUGCGGCCAUGCGGCCAGGGCCAGGGCGUGUCCCAUCCUGCUGAGCACCCUGCGGACCUACGCGGAUCAGCCCGCCACCGUGAGGGAACUGUUGGCGGCACUGGCCAACUGCGCCAGCAUGAAAUCCAUCAAGGAAGACUUUCAAUCGGGCCUUCCCCAAAGUGCCGAAGUGAUCUACCACGUCAUGGAGCAGUCGUCAGAUCGGGAACCUGACGUGCUGGCGCAAGGGUGCCGAGCCUUCGGGGCGUUGUAUGCCACGGCCAACAACGAGGUGAACCUUGGCUUGAAGCCUGGGGAGAAGAUGAAGACGGCCUCCAACCUGCAGUGGAGCCUCUGCGGCGUUAACGGAGUGAAGAGGGGAUGCAGACCCUCACAGCUUAGAAGCUAAGGAGCAAGCUGAACAACGCCAUCAUCAAAACGGUCAUUGGAAUCACAGUGAACAAAGGCGACGCCGUGGAGGGCAGCGCCUUUGAGGUCCUCGGCUCGUCACGUCAGCAGAAGUUGGAAGACACGCGCCGACGCCUGGGGGAGCUCUGCAUGCAUUUGGCCAACGGAUCACUGGCCGGCGGCCCGCAGUUCGGCCGCCUGUUAAGUUUGUCGGGCGAGCCCACGGCUGAAUGCACCCCGCGCUGGAACUCCCUGCGUUCGCGGCUACAGGAGCGAGAGCGGAAGAAGGCGCCGCCGGCGGAGACGCUGCCGGGCACCGAAGGGUGAAACUGAAGAAAA
This is a messenger RNA of Cladocopium goreaui, 4118 nucleotides long. The record is from the annotation of a GenBank genome assembly. NCBI's taxonomy places the organism in Eukaryota, Dinophyceae, Suessiales, Symbiodiniaceae.